GUGUGCUUGCUUAUAUAACGCCAAGCAGCGCAGGAGCGAGGCCGGUUAUCAGAGACAAGUUGUUGCCGAGAGAGAUAGGUGGUUUCAACAUCAAUUGAAAAUGUUGUUGUGCAAGAUUACUCUUAUCCAUCUCCUGUUGCAAGGAUUUGCUGUCUUUAAUGACGCCAACUCCGAUCAUGAUUGUAUCGGCUACUGUCCUGAAGUGUAUGAUCCUGUGUGUGCCAGUAACGGCUGGACUUACAACAACGACUGCGAACUACAGGCUAUGAUAAAGUGCCAGGGAUGGAAUAUCACCAAGACACACGACCAAGCAUGUGAGUGCCACAAGGCCUGCCCCACGACCUUUGCCCCUGUGUGUGGGUCAGACAACAAGACCUAUCUCAACGAGUGUGUCUUCGAGGUGGCUUCUUGCUGGGAUCAUUCACUCGACAAGGCGUCUGAAGGAGCUUGUGGCUGGGGUAUCCACUGCCUCCAGUACUGCCCAGAGGUAUACGACCCUGUGUGUGGAAGCAACGGCCAGACUUACACGAACGAAUGCGAGUUGCAGGCUGCCAUACAGUGUCGUGGGUUGCAGAUUGCAAAGAGGCACGACCAGGCUUGUGAGUGCCACGCCACUUGCCCCCUGAUCCACGACCCUGUUUGUGGCACUGACGAUAGGACUUACUACAACGAGUGUUUCUUCACUAAAGCUUCUUGUUGGGAUAGGUCCAUUUUGAAGAAGAAAAACGGACCUUGUGACAGGAAAUGGAAAUACCUUCUGGAGAUUUAAAUACCAGAACUACGGAAAUCUUUAUAAAUAAAAAUUACAACAUUAAAAUCCUGUAAUUGGAAUGAAUAAUAAGUUUCUUGACAUUUUACUGAAUAAAAAUUAUUGUAUA
This is a messenger RNA of Penaeus monodon (black tiger shrimp), 878 nucleotides long. RefSeq names its product ovoinhibitor-like. Bases 101 to 769 code for a protein of 222 amino acids. Gene Ontology annotation, molecular function: protein binding. NCBI's taxonomy places the organism in Eukaryota, Metazoa, Arthropoda, Malacostraca, Decapoda, Penaeidae. The record is from RefSeq and is a predicted model, not a curated record. The transcript has 7 exons.